GAGGAGAACGGAGUACUACGUCCUCUCCCGGCCAAACAUAUCGAUACGGGUAUGGGUCUCGAACGUGUCCUGUCCGUGAUCCAAGGAAAACGAUCUAACUACGAUACGGAUCUUUUUCAACCAAUAUUUAAAGCGAUCCAACGGGAGACCGGUAUACGUGCAUAUACAGGUAAAGUUGGUGCGGACGAUGUGGACCGAAUUGAUAUGGCUUAUCGGGUCCUUGCCGAUCAUGCCCGAGUACUGACCGUGGCUCUGAGCGAUGGUGGACGUCCACAGAAUACCGGUCGAGGAUAUGUGUUGCGUCGUAUUCUACGGCGUGCUGUUCGAUAUUCUGCCGAAGUGUUGAAUGCCAAACCGGGAUUUUUCGCCUCUCUGGUUGACGUAGUUGUGGAGAUUCUGAAAGACACUUUUCCCGAAGUGACAAGCAAUGUUCCCGUGAUUAAGCAACUGAUUAACGAGGAAGAGCAACAAUUUUUACUCACCCUGAAACGUGGCCAACGUUUAUUGUCACGUGAAAUCGCCGCACUUCGCAAACAGACGGGCAAAAAUGACGUACUCCCGGGCAGUGUGGCUUGGCGUUUGUAUGAUACGUACGGUUUCCCGUUGGAUCUGACGCAACUCAUAGCGGAAGAGCACGGACUUCGGGUGGAUGUAGCCGGUUAUGAGAAAGCGAAAGAGGUUGCUCAAGCCCGUAGUCAAGCUGGCCCCGGUGGCAGUGGAACAGUUAUUGAUUUGGAUGUUCACGCCAUUGCUGACCUGCGCAAGAAAGGGUUGAACCCGACAGACGACAUGGCCAAAUAUGACUACAGUGCGAACAAAGAAGGUCAUUAUGUGUUUUCGGAAAUUGAAGCAACGAUCUUAGCUAUUCGAUUGGAAACGGAAUUCACCGAUUCCGUUGACCAACCAGGCCAGGUUUGUGGAUUUGUGCUGGACAAGACCAUAUUUUAUGCGGAGGCCGGUGGUCAGCAAGCUGAUCACGGAUUUAUCACGAAUCUGAAUGAUGAAUCCUCUGAAUUGGGUGUGACCGAUGUACAAUGUCGCGGUGGUUAUGUGCUACACAUCGGUCAAUUAGAGGGCCGAAUGGCUGUCGGUGACAAAGUUCGACUAUCGCUAGACGCGGAACGUCGCUGUGGCCUGAUGCGCAGUCACACGGGGACGCAUGUAUUGAAUUUCGCAUUGCGCAAGGUGCUAGGCGAAUCAGAUCAGAAAGGCAGUUUAGUGGCCCCGGAUCGAUUGAGAUUCGACCUCUCUCUGGAUCGUGGUAUGUCGAGUAAGGAAUUACAAAGUGCCGAAACUGAAUGCGCCCAGUUUAUUCGCAGUUCAGCUGCUGUCCAUGCAAAAGAUGUUUCGUUGUCCACGGCCAAAGCUAUUCAGGGUUUGCGCGCGGUCUUCGGUGAGGCCACCCGUGAAGCUGAAGACCUUCAAAAGGAUGUCAACAUCUUGGAGUCCGAGAUCAAACAAAUCCUUGCUGGUCCUGGUGGUGAUGAAGCAAUUCAACUGUGUCGUGCCCAAAUUGGAAAUAUUGCCACUCUGUCCGAAACGGUGGGACGAGCAAAUAUCAGUCAGGCCGCCCGAAAUACGCUUCGAGAUCAGCUAGGCAGUUGUAAGAAAAGUUUGGAUGAUUUGGACAAGUCCCGGAAAGCGGCAAUUGCAAAUGAGGUUAUGGAACAGGCAACUGUUUUGGCCGAAAAGUAUUCCGAGAAUGGUGACCAAUCCGUCAACUACUUCGUGCAUGUAUUCCCAGCUCAGGCCAAUGCCAAAACACUGAACAACGCGAUGAAGCUUUUUGAAUCCAAAUGUCCCAACACCGCAAUCAUGGCUUUGUCAGCUGAUCCGGUCGAGCGGAAAUUGCUCUGCCUUACCCAAGUUCCCAAGUCCUUGGUCAAUCGAGGGAUGAAAGCAAACGAAUGGGUGAACAGUAUCUCGUCAACGAUGAAUGGGAAAGGUGGCGGGAAGGACACCUUCGCACAAGCCACCGGUUCCCGUUUGGACACGCUGGACGAGUUAAUCCGAGUGGCCAAUCUGUUUGCCAGUACGCGCUUGGCUUCCUAG
This is a messenger RNA of Echinostoma caproni, 2052 nucleotides long. The record is from the annotation of a GenBank genome assembly. Lineage: Eukaryota; Metazoa; Platyhelminthes; Trematoda; Plagiorchiida; Echinostomatidae.